UGUUGAAUGUGUUAGGUUUUUAAAGUUCUUUACCUUUUAACAGGAUGAUCCACAUUCAUUUCCCUUUAGGUCCUUUUUGCAAAUGUUUUGUGGCCAUCCUCUGGAUUCUCACAUUGUUUUUGUGCUUUGGAACUCAAAGGGGUAAUUCAGCUAGGUCUAACCAGUGCUGAAUAAAGAUGGAUUACUUUUUUUUUUUUUGAAACAGAGUCUCACUCUGUCACCCAGGCUGGAGUGCAAUGGCAUGAUCUCGUCUCACUGCAACCUCCACCUCCUGAGUUCGAGUGAUUGUCAUGGCUAAGCCUCCUGAGUAGCUGGGACUACAGGCAUGCGCCACUACGCCUGGCUGAUUUUUUUGUUGUUGUAUUUUUAGUAGAGACGGGGUUUCACCAUGUUGGCCAGGCUGGUCUUGAACUCCUGACCUCAGAUGAUCUGCUUGCUUCAGCCUCCCAUCGUGUUGAGAUUACAGGCCUGAGCCAUCGUGCCAGGCCACUUUUUUUUGAGACAGUAGCCACUUUUUUUUGAGACAGUAUCUUGUUUUGUUGCCUGGGCUGGAGUGCAGUGGCAUGAUAGCAGCUCACUGCAGUCUCAACCUCUGGGGCUCAAUCCAUUGAUCCUCCCACCUCAGCCUUCCAAGUAGCUGGGACAACAGGCACGUGCCACCACGCCCAGCUGAUUUUUAAAAUUUUUAGUAGAAACUAGGUCUCACUGUGUUGCCCAGGCUGGUCUUGAAUGCCUGAGCUCAAGCAUUCCUCCUGUUUCGGCCUCCUGGAGUGCUAGGAUUACAAGAAUAAGCCAAUGUGCCCAGCCUUUUUUUUUUUUUUUUUAAGAGACAGGGUCUUGCUCUGUCGCCCAGGCUGGAGUGCAGUGGCAUGAUCUCGGCUCACUGCAACCUCCAGCCCCUGGGUUCAAGCUAUUCUUCUGCCUCAGCCUCACGAGUAGCUGGGAUUACAGGCGCCCACCACCACGUCUGGCUAAUUUUUUUUUUUUAAGUAGAGACAGGGUUUCACCAUGUUGGCCAGGUUGGUCUCGAACUCCUGACCUCAAGUGAUCCACCCGCCUCGGCCUCCUAAAGUGCUGGGAUUACAGGCGUGAGCCACCUUGCCUGGCCUCCCUUAGUAUUUGAUGAUACAGAAAAAAUUUCGGUUAAAAUGGAAUGCCUUGUGUAAUUCAAGGGGAAAUCUAAAGUGCAUCAGAAUUUGCCCUGAAAGAGUGAGAUGUGUGUGAGUCUCAAAUUCUGCCUACUCUCCUCCCCUUACAGAGGGUUGGGUUGUAUUUGCAGCCCUUAUUUGAGCGCUAAAAAGGUUAUCACGCCCAUGUGCUCACUUCAGCAGCACAUAUACCAAAAGGUUAUUGUGCUUGUUAUAUGUUGGACAGUGUUCUUUCAGAUCACAAAUCUUGUUUUUAUCACUGUUAAAUUGAGGGUGUUUUUCAGGUAGAAGCAAAAAUACUUGCUGAAAUGUGAUUUAUAUGUGGAACCCACCUUCAAACCAACUUGCUGAAGUUAUGACUGCCUAUAAUCCAUUAGGAUGUAUCAGGACAAACUGGCUUCUCUCAAGAGGCAGUUGCAACAACUGCAAGAAGGUACAUUACAGGAAUAUCAGAAGAGAAUGAAAAAACUAGAUCAGCAGUACAAAGAGAGGAUACGGAAUGCAGAACUCUUCCUCCAGCUGGAAACUGAACAAGUGGAACGAAAUUACAUUAAAGAAAAGAAGGCAGCAGUGAAAGAAUUUGAAGACAAGAAGGUUGAGCUGAAAGAGAACCUGAUUGCUGAGCUAGAAGAAAAGAAGAAAAUGAUUGAAAAUGAAAAGCUGACAAUGGAACUGACUGGAGAUUCUAUGGAGGUGAAACCUAUCAUGACCAGAAAGUUGCGGAGGCGACCAAAUGAUCCCGUCCCCAUCCCAGACAAGAGGAGGAAACCUGCUCCAGCCCAGCUAAACUAUUUGUUAACAGAUGAACAGAUCAUGGAGGAUCUGAGAACAUUAAAUAAGCUUAAGUCACCCAAGAGACCAGCAUCUCCAUCCUCUCCUGAGCACUUGCCUGCAACACCCGCGGAAUCUCCAGCCCAGAGGUUCGAAGCUCGGAUAGAAGAUGGCAAACUGUACUAUGACAAAAGAUGGUACCACAAGAGCCAGGCCAUCUAUCUGGAGUCAAAGGACAACCAGAAACUGAGCUGCGUGAUCAGUUCUGUAGGAGCCAAUGAGAUCUGGGUGAGGAAGACAAGUGACAGCACCAAGAUGAGGAUCUACCUGGGCCAGCUUCAGCGCGGGCUCUUCGUGAUCCGCCGGCGCUCAGCUGCUUGACUUUCUACAGUGCUCUUCUCUUGACCCUUUUUCUGGAGUGGGUUUUAUUUUUGUUUUGUUUCGUUUUCUCCUUAAUAGAAAAAUGUUAACUUACUGGGAAUAGCUACUCAGCCUUGGAAAUGGAGAGCACUGCAGUGAAUUCUUUAGGGCACUUUUGUGGCCGGAUGCUUCCAACUUUGUCAGUCUUUUCUGCCUCAACUUCUUCCAGACAUCAGUCACCAUGAGACUGUUUUACUUUCAGGCGUAUUGGGGGGUUUGAUUUACUUUCCUUUUAUUUCUUUAUUUUUUGCUUAUACUUGUUUUUGAAAACCUCCUCUGAGUUUGAAGGGACAGCUAUUUUUAUUGAUUAUCUUUAAGUCUCUCUACCAUGGAGAAGAGCAGGAAGGGAUACACUCUCCAGUGCAUUUUCAUGUUUUGAAUCUGAUUAGUGGAUCACGUAGCUACUUUCCCUGUCGCGUCCAAUUCACUAUUUGCCCAGAAGCUUGGGGCAGAGGUCCUAGCAGGAGAUGAUGAAUUCUCGUGGCUCUCGGCCUUCUCAGAGAAAUAAAUGCUUUGUGUAACAUCUGUGCACACCAUCCAUUCCGCUCGCUGAGCGAUGGAAAAGCUUGCCUGGAAGACUAUGUGCACUGAAGUAAAUGGGGUUGGGGGAGGGGACAUUUCAUAUUUAUAAUGUGCUGAAGGUACCAUAUUUUAAAUGUUAUUUAAUGCAGGUGAUUUAUUCAAACAUUUGUUCUAGCUUAAGCUGGAAUAAGCAGUGGUCAUUUCAGAAGUUUUCAUUUGUAAUUCCUUCCUCUCCCUUGUUCCCAAGUAGGUAGUAGUAAGUAUGUGCCACAGGCUGAUUAUCUGGGUAAUCUUUUACGGGUGGGAGGUGAGAUUGAUAGUGCAAUAAUCAGUGAUCUAUAGACCCUCAUGCACGAUUCAAGUUUCACUCUUGUGGCUGAUGCCAUUAUUGCACAUUGGCCAUUCCAAACCUGUGGAGAACUUUGUUGUCAGGCCCUGAGCGCUCACAGCUUCAUUUGGCCCAGGUUGAAGACAAGGAAAGCUCUGCUGUGGCUGCCUCUGGACUGACACCCUCCCUAAUGAGUCCUGAUGAAACAGCCUUUCCUACAUCCUUCCCUCACUCCCAUGAUUGGAGAAAUGAUUCAUUGGGUGAUGAGUGUUGGGGUUUUCUAUACUCAUGUUGCCAUCUUGAGAUGUUCAAAAAAUUUGGGGUUAGAGCAACUGUUAGCGUCUCUAUGAGCAAUCAGUAGAACUUACACAUCCUAGGAAAUCUUUCUUUGUAAGUAAUUCUUUUGGUCUCAAGUGAUUCUCUUCAUGUUGUCUCUUGAUGUACAUACCCCCAAGCAAGUUGGGGGGACUGUGAUGACAAUUAAAUCACCUUCUCUGAAGUUCUGGCUCUGCAGAGACCAAACCUUACUGACUUGUACAGACUUGUACAAGUAAAGACUUAUACAGAUAGAUUUUUGUUUUAACUUACAAUCCGUUUUUUCCUCUUUUUUUUUUUUUUUUCUGGUGUUGGAGUCUUAUUUAGAAAACAGGAUAAAUGACGCUGUUAUCAAAAGUUGCCUGGGGUUCUGUAUUUCUUCUCUGCCCUCCAAUCCCCGACUGCUAUGAUGUUUACUACAGUGAACCCAGCCCAUGGUAAACACAGGCUUCACCUGUUCUUGUUUGUUAGCCUUGACUGUGAGGCAGGACUUCCCUCGCUUGAACUGUUACACAUACGAUGUGUGUGUCACAUCACAUAUUGUGCAGCUGUUGGUUUUCAUGUAGUGCCCUGCGAUGGAAAUUAGAUAUAUUUCAUGUAUUUUUCCAUUGAAGGUGGAGUUUUUCAAUGAUCAUGUGUUUUGUCCUCCUAAACAGUAUACCAAAGUUUGUUUUUAUAGUUGAGGAUUGUAUUGAUAACCACUGGGGUUCCGCAUUGAAGCAGGAACAAAUUGCCUCUUUUUCUGGCCUUCUCUGUGGGACCUCUGCUUUUGUGAAGCAACUAUUUAUUUGAAGACCAGGGUAUGGGCACUUUUGCCUUCUCUCCUCUCUGACUUUUGAGGGUAUUGAGGGCGCCCUUAGUCAUAGUCUCGACUCCGCCAUUGCCUUCUCCUCGGCGUCCUCACAACUCUUAAUUGGGCCUAGUGAAAAUGGGGGCAGGUGAGAAGUCCAUUUUGAGAAUCAGCAUAGUAAAUUACAUUUCUAAUCCCAGAGGACUUAAUAUUUUCUUUUGUCACCCCAGAGGUGAAAAAUCAGCAGUUGAAGCCUGACAGGCCUCAGUGGUGACCAGGAACAGAAGCAGCCUUCCUGUUAGUAGAUGGGGGUACUUCUGUGGUGGGCAGAAGCCUUACUAAAGGGGAAGACAGACUUUGAAGUUUCUAGACGAGAAGGAGGCUAGCUUCUAGCCUGGGUGGCCAUUAUUCCAAAAGGUCAUUGUUUCUCACUAGACCCCAGGGCACCAGAUGAAUUUCCAAGUUUAAACUCUUUCCUGCAGGUGAUUACUUUGAAAAAGGUUGGUCCAGACCAUUUUGAUCAAGAACCUGUAUAUGUGUUGUGUUAGAGGCAUCUGCCUCAAGUCUAUGUACAGUGUUUGCUGCGGGUGUGUUCCAAUAUUCAUUUUACCUCUGCUUGGGGGUUUUGUGUGUUCCCCUCCCCCCAUGCCCUGCCUACCCCCUUUUCCCUGAACCACGUCCUUUUGAAUAAUUUCCAGAUGGAUUUCUGUAGCCAUACCAAAGCCAGGGUGUUUUCAUUCAUGCGGAUACUAGUAUUUAUAGAUGUCUGACUACCUAACUUAAUUUUUGUUUUUGAACUUCUAAUUGGGGCCAGUGUAAGGUCGAUCCCAGAGGCUGAUCUGCAAAUCAAGCUACAUGUAUUUGUGUAUAAGACCCUGUGUUCAGGACUGGGUGACUUUUCUAAGAAAUAUGGGGUUUAGAAUGGGGUUGACUGUAUUUUUUAACCUAAUUCUGGAGAGAAGAUUGUAUUUUUUACAGUUUUUUGGGUUUGGCUUCCUUCUCACAUUUCUUUAGCUUUGAAUUUUUACUAAAUAAAUUUCCUCCUGAUUAAUUUUUUUUUUCUCAUCUGGGAAUUUGAAAUCUCGGUGCUUACUGUUACACCAAUUUGUCCAAAGAGUUGAAAUCACUUUAAUGCCAGAACAUGGUAAAUUUGCAGCCAUUUCAAGCAGGUGAUGGUCUUUUUUUAUAACAUCGUUAACGGGUACCAUUAAAUAUUCUGAGAGGUGAAUGUAAAAUAUAAAAGGUAUAGGUUUUUUUUUUUUUUUAAAGAAAACAAUAAACUUUCAAAGAGAAAACCAGCAUGAAGUCUGUAUUGUAUCCAUUGACUUGAUAAGUGAUAGAAAUUUAUUUUAGGUUUUUGAUCCAUUGCUUAUGGGGAAAGGAAGUUAGGGCAGAGGAAGGGAUAUUCUAGACAUUUAAUUCUUAGUGAAGACUAAGAUACAGAAUGAUGUCAGGCUAAUACUCAGUUUUGUAAAGAGCAAUCUGGGGUGUUGACCCUUAAAUGUUUGUGCACUCUUCUUGUUGCAGAUAAAAGUCAUUAAAAAUCAAGUGAAUAGAAUGGAUCUUGGGUGGAAAAACAAUCUUGAAAUAAACUUGUGAUUGAGGA
This is a messenger RNA of Homo sapiens (human), 5900 nucleotides long. RefSeq names its product SIN3A corepressor complex component SDS3 (gene SUDS3). Lineage: Eukaryota; Metazoa; Chordata; Mammalia; Primates; Hominidae. The coding region runs from base 1527 to 2300 and encodes 257 amino acids. Gene Ontology annotation, molecular function: histone deacetylase binding; identical protein binding. The record is from RefSeq and is a predicted model, not a curated record. The transcript has 11 exons. Gene Ontology annotation, cellular component: nucleoplasm; nucleus; Sin3-type complex. Gene Ontology annotation, biological process: negative regulation of DNA-templated transcription.